AUGGUGCAGGAGCGAGCGCUGGUGAACCAGUGGAUGGAUGUGGAGGCGCAGAAUUACAACCCGCCGCUCUCAGCGCUGAUCGCGGAGAAAGUGUUCAAGCCCAUGUUCGGUGGGGGUAAGCCCGACCUGGCCAAGGCGGAAGAGCUCAAGGCCAAAUUCUCCAAGGUGCUUGAUGUGUAUGAAGCCCAUCUGGCCAGCAACGAGUACCUGGCGGGGUCCAAUUUCUCCCUGGCGGAUCUGUCCCACCUGCCCUACACCGCUCUGCUGUGGAUGUCGGGAGAUUCGGAUCUCAUCACUUCGCGUUCGAAUGUGAACAAAUGGUGGGAGAGGAUUUCCUCGCGCCCUGCCUGGAAGAAGAUUUCCGUGCUGCAGUGA
Molecule: messenger RNA, 375 nt
Organism: Closterium sp. Yama58-4
Lineage: Eukaryota; Viridiplantae; Streptophyta; Zygnematophyceae; Desmidiales; Closteriaceae
Source: the annotation of a GenBank genome assembly